AUGUCAUCAACAACACCAAUUCCUGAUAUGAAGAAACAUAUCAAAACUCAUUCUACCUAUGCAUUUGAAAAUAAUACAAAUAGUGUUGCCGCUUCUCAGAUGAGAAAUGCUUUAAACAAAUUGGCCGACGAUCCAGCUUUAGCCAAGAGUAACGAUGAGGAAACACGUGCUCGUUUUGAAAGGGAAUUGGAUUCUUUUUUCAGUUUGUUUAGAAGAUACUUGGCUGAAAAGUCAGAUGACAGCUCUCUGGUCUGGGACAAAAUUAAAUCCCCAAAUCCAGAUGAAGUUGUUCCAUAUAGCUGUUUUUCCGAAGAUGCCGCUUUAGACCAUUCUAAAAACUUGGACAAGUUGGCUGUCUUAAAGUUAAAUGGUGGUCUAGGUACUUCUAUGGGGUGUGUUGGCCCAAAGAGUGUUAUUGAAGUUAGAGAUGGCAACUCAUUUUUGGAUUUAUCUGUCAGACAAAUUGAAUAUCUAAAUAGAAAACACGACAGUGAUGUUCCUUUGUUGUUGAUGAAUUCUUUUAAUACUGAUAAGGACACUGAACAUUUAAUUAAGAAAUAUACUGCCAAUAGGAUUAGAAUCAGAUCUUUUAAUCAAUCUAGAUAUCCAAGGGUUUUCAAAGAUUCUCUAUUGCCUGUUCCUAAAAAAUUUGACGAUCCAUUAGAUUGUUGGUACCCACCAGGUCAUGGUGAUUUGUUUGAAAGUUUACAUUCCAGUGGUGAAUUGGAUGCUUUAAUUGCCCAGGGGAGGGAAAUUUUGUUUGUUUCUAAUGGUGACAACUUGGGUGCUACUGUUGAUUUGAAAAUUUUAAAUCACAUGUUGGAAACUGGUGCCGAAUACAUUAUGGAGUUGACCGAUAAGACCAGAGCCGAUGUUAAAGGUGGUACUUUAAUUAAUUACGACGGGAAGGUCCGUUUAUUAGAAGUUGCCCAAGUACCUAAGCAACACGUGGAUGAGUUUAAAAAUAUUAGAAAAUUCAAGAAUUUUAACACUAACAAUUUAUGGAUCAAUUUGAAGGCCAUUAAAAGAUUAGUCGAAGGUGGUUCUUUGCAAAUGGAAAUUAUUCCUAACUCCAAAACUAUCACUAGAGAUGGCCAUGAUAUCAAUGUUUUACAAUUGGAAACUGCUUGUGGUGCCGCUAUCAGAUUUUUCAACGGUGCUCACGGUGUUGUUGUUCCAAGAUCUAGGUUUUUGCCGGUCAAAACUUGUUCUGAUUUGUUAUUGGUUAAGUCAGACUUAUUCCGUUUGGAACAUGGUGCAUUGAAGUUAGAUCCAAACAGAUUUGGACCAAAUCCAUUGAUAAAGUUGGGGUCUCAUUUUAAGAAGGUUAAUAAUUUUAAUGAAAGGGUUUCCCAUAUUCCAAAGAUUUUGGAGUUGGAUCAUUUGACCAUUACAGGGAAUGUAUUUUUGGGUAAGAACGUUACUUUGAAAGGUACUGUUAUCAUUGUUUGUAGCGAGGGUCAAAGAAUUGAUAUUCCGAAUGGCAGUGAUUUGGAAAACGUUGUUAUUACUGGUAAUUUACAAAUCUUGGAGCAUUGA
Messenger RNA from Saccharomycodes ludwigii, 1539 nucleotides. RefSeq names its product UTP glucose-1-phosphate uridylyltransferase. NCBI's taxonomy places the organism in Eukaryota, Fungi, Ascomycota, Saccharomycetes, Saccharomycodales, Saccharomycodaceae. Gene Ontology annotation, molecular function: UTP:glucose-1-phosphate uridylyltransferase activity. Bases 1 to 1539 code for a protein of 512 amino acids. The transcript has a single exon. Gene Ontology annotation, cellular component: cytoplasm. The record is from RefSeq and is a predicted model, not a curated record. Gene Ontology annotation, biological process: UDP-alpha-D-glucose metabolic process; glycogen metabolic process.